Messenger RNA from Gasterosteus aculeatus aculeatus (three-spined stickleback), 4924 nucleotides. Its product is annotated as aryl hydrocarbon receptor. Gene Ontology annotation, biological process: xenobiotic metabolic process; response to xenobiotic stimulus; regulation of transcription by RNA polymerase II. The record is from RefSeq and is a predicted model, not a curated record. Lineage: Eukaryota; Metazoa; Chordata; Actinopteri; Perciformes; Gasterosteidae. Gene Ontology annotation, cellular component: aryl hydrocarbon receptor complex; nucleus. Gene Ontology annotation, molecular function: transcription cis-regulatory region binding; nuclear receptor activity; protein dimerization activity.
CGGGAGCGCGCAGCGGCAGCGCGGCAGAGCGGCAGCGCGGUCCGGGAGGCGAGAGGACGAGUGUCAAGUCUCUUUGAUUCUUAUCAAACUAUCGUGCUGAAAAGUCUCCCACGUGAUGCCGAGUCCGAAAGGGUGUAUUUUUACAUCCGCGGGGGACAACGGUAACGUAACGGUAACGUAACGUUAACAAAGCAAGUAACGGUAAAGUAACGUAACGUAACGGUAUCGUAACGGUCGGGGCUUUUAAAUUUAAGCUAGCUUAGUUUCCCGGUUUCUGCCGGACUCUCCAGGACUCUCCAGGACUCUCCAGGACUCUCCCGGACUCUGCCGGACUCUGCCGGACUCUGCCGGACUCUGCCGGACUCUGCCGGACUCCUUUAUGGACGUCUCGCGGCUCGUUUGGAAUAAACCAACAUGUUCUCCGCUCGGAAGAGAAGGAAACCUGCGCACAAAGGAGUCAGGCCCGUCCCAGCCGAGGGCGGCAAGUCCAACCCGUCCAAGCGGCACCGGGACCGCCUGAACUCUGAGCUGGACCGGCUGGCCGGCAUGCUGCCCUUCCCCCAGGACGUCGUCUCCAGCCUGGACAAGCUGUCCAUCCUGCGGCUCAGCGUCAGCUUCCUCCGGACCAAGAGCUUCUUCUCCGUGACACUGAAGAACCCGCCGUCCAACGGAGUGAAGGAAAGCAGCGAUGACAUCACAGCGUCCGUGGGCGGGGCCGUACCUGAGGGGGAACUGCUGCUGCAGGCCCUGAACGGCUUCGUCCUGGUGGUCACAGCUGACGGAACCGUCUUCUUCUGCUCUCACACCAUCCAGGAUUACCUCGGCUUCCAUCAGACUGACGUGAUGCACCAGAGCGUGCUGGAGCUGAUCCACACCGAAGACCAGCAGGAGUUCAGGAGCAACCUGCACUGGGCCCUCAACCCCCCAGCCGGCCUGGCCCCCUCCACGGAUCCCUUAGCCGAUGGCGAGUCGGCGUCGAGCUCCUCCUGCCUGGUGAACUACGAGCCAGACCAGCUUCCCCCGGAGAACUCCUCCUUCCUGGAGAGAAGCUUCGUCUGCCGCUUCCGCUGUUUGUUGGACAACUCCUCCGGCUUCCUGGCGCUGAACAUUCAGGGUCGCCUCAAGUUCCUCCACGGUCAGAGCCGCCAGCGGUGCGACAGCGAGGGCGGCGCCCCGCCUCAGCUCGCCCUGUUCGCCAUCGCCACCCCCCUCCAGUCUCCGGCUAUCCUGGAGAUCAGGACCAGGAACAUGAUCUUCAGGACCAAGCACAAGCUGGACUUCACACCCAUGUCCUGCGACGCAAAGGGUAAAAUUGUUCUAGGCUACACGGAGGCGGAGCUAAGAGUUCGAGGCUCGGGGUACCAGUUCAUCCACGCCGCCGACAUGCUGUACUGCGCCGAGAACCACGUCCGGAUGAUGAAGACGGGCGAGAGCGGCCUCACCGUCUUCAGGCUGCUCACCAAGGACAACCGGUGGAAGUGGGUCCAGGCCAACGCCAGGCUCGUCUACAAGAACAGCAAGCCCGACUACAUCAUCGCCACCCAGAGGCCGCUGGUGGACGAGGAAGGAGGGGAACACCUGAGGAAGAGAUCCAUGCACCUUCCCUUCACCUUCGCCACCGGAGAGGCGACUCUCUACCAGACGGGUUACCCGCUGCACGGCUUCCCUGACUCCUUCCAGGGAAAAGCCAAAGGCCACAAGUCCAAGAAGGGGAAAUUGGACAAGAGCUGUUCUGAUGAUCUGGACCCGGGGUCCCUGCUGGGAGCGCUGAUGAGCCAGGACGAGUCUGUGUACGUCUGCCGACCGGACACGGAGCCCAAGGUGUCGCAGCACCGCGGCCUUCUCGGCGAGCAGCAGAGCGACGGCUGCCACGUGGCGUCCCCACCCGGCUAUGACCCCCUGCUGGCCACGCUGGACUCUCUGAGCCUGGACGCAGAGGAGCCGUGCUCCAACAGCGAACUCUUCAGUGCCCUGGAGAACCUGGGCCUGAACGCCGAGGACCUGGAGCUGCUGCUGCUGGACGAGAGGAUGAUCCAGGUGGAGCUGGGCCCGAGCCAGGUCCCGACCCUCUGUGACCUUCUCACCAACAACGAGAUCCUCUCCUACAUCCACGACUCUCUUGAGAGCGGGACGGAGGCGCAGGGACAAGGAGACGGAGGUGGGUUUGGACCGGCGGCCCAAAGCGUCCUCCAGCAGCCACUGGCCUGUUUCGCACCCGCCGUCCUUCUGGCUCCUCCCAUCACCCAACUGUCACAGCAGAUGCUGCAGCACAUCAGUGCAGAAGUGAACGCUCACCCGGGACAGAUUCAUUCCGUCUCCCAGCCCGGGACAUCCGACUCCCAGAUUGGGAUCCCUAACGCGGCAGACCGCCACCAUCACGGCAGCUACCGCAGCCACUGCCACCCACGCGCUGCGCCUCGAGCCUCGCAGCUGAACGGCGGACACAAACCUCUUCUUCUGGAGUCGGGUCACCAGUGGCAGCCUCAGCGGGACCAGCACCCGGCCCCCCCGCAGAGCCUCCCGGACCAGCUCACAACAAACAGGUCUUACCUCCCAAACGAACACGGAGCCUUCCCCCCGAGCGCGCAGGGCGGCCAGGCGGGCUACAUCACCUCGGGCGUCAGUCACUAUCCGACCUCCCAGCAGCUGCAGGGAGACCACGCACGCCUGCCGUGCCCGGCCCAGAGCUCUGCGUCCCAGCCGCCGUUAGAGGCCUACGGCACCUUCACCCCACUAGAGCCCCCCCACAGCAAGCUGGAGAACAGUUGCCUCCUCGGGGGCACCAACGCCGCGUACAUCCGCACCUGUCUGAUGCCCAACGGGAACGCAGUGGCGCCCGGCGACCUCCCGGACAGACUCAGCGCCCUGCAGGACGCCCAGACGUCAGGAUUUUACCUGUGAGAGGAGGAGAAAGAGGUGCUCAGCAGGACCACGUCAGGUCUGCUUCUGAAGGAGAGGUGUUCAGCAUCCAUGUUCUCCCUCAUGUGUAAAUACAGCGUUACCGGCCAGUCGCUCUGCACCCGAGAACAAGGUACACGUCUCCAAUACUGACUGACAGGUCGCAGCUUCAUAGAUGACGGAAAGGAGACUCUCCUUCACGUUGUUGAGCGCUGCAACCAUUUAACAUGACAAUCGUGGACCUUUGGCGGAUGAAGGACGCGGCAAAAGAUCAAUCAGCUCCACAAUCACAUCCUAGCUUUCAGAUUCUUCUUCCUGAACCAUAGCUGCCGUAGAAAUGUGGGAUACUGCAGCUCAGAGUGUGUGUGUGCUUUGCAAAGACAAACUGCUGUGUUAAAGGAGUUAGUUUGGAGUGGAUUUCACAAUAAACACAACAAGCAGCCGUGAGAUUGUGAGCCAACACCCAUGCAGAUGUUGGCUGGUAGACGUAUAGAAGUCCUUCAGCAUUUCAUUCUCCUCGUUAAUAUUGUUGAGAUGAGAUUCAGGCGGUGAAAGGUUUCAUUCGCUGAGAGAACACAUCGUCUCUGCGGCGCGUUUAAAACGAUGAUGCAUUUUUGCCUGCGUGAGGUUUACAGGGAUGCGCCUACUUAUGAUUCCAGAUGUGAUCAGAAAGGAUCUGAUUGGUCCGUCAGUGGACCUGAAAUCAAACAUAAAUAAGCAUUUUUGUUUCCUGAUUGGAGACAGUGUGAAAUGUCCCAUGAAUGCCUUGUUUUACUUCAUCCUGCAGUGUUGACACACACACACACACACAGCGGCGCAUUGAGGACAUAAAACUGUAACUAAUGGAGGCAACUGAGAGAAAACCUGCACUUCAAUGUUGUCUGUUCAUUUUCAUCUCUGGCCGUUAUGGUCAUGUGUGCAAAGUACUUUGAAGUGAGGAGCAAACCAAACCGGGACUGUGAGAAGCUCACAAAAGAGACUUUAAUACAGCGUUGUCUUUGUGUACUGAAGUCACACAAACUGCUCUGGAAACAGGACCUUCCUCGGUGGGACGCGAGGGCUGAUGCUGCGGUCACGUCCUCGGCGCUCAUCUCUGCUCCUUCGGUCAGUUUAAAGGGUCGGUUCAGUCACAAAAACUCAAACAAACUAAUGAAUUCACUCCAGAACGUCUAAUCGUGCUUUCUCUUUAACAUGAGCCAGAGCUUUGAUAUCAGGUGAUUUAUUUUACUGCUCAGCCCUGAUGUCUCAGGAAGUGCUAAGAGGUCAAAAGCUGGACGACAGCAUUUAGCAUUUAGUGCCGCCUCAGAAACCAAAUGAUAAACAUGUUAACACGCGUGUGUCUGCAGAUGUUGAAUGUCUUGUGAAAACUAUAACAUGACGCUUUUAUCUCUCCAGGAAAAGGUCCUGGAAACGACGAAAUGCAUUUACAGAUUUGCUUCAGUUUGAUUUUAAUGUAAACUGGCUUUUCUUAUAAAGAGAGUAUUUAAAACCAGUUGUGAGAUCAAAUGUUGUGUGAAAGAUUAUAUGGUGACAAUCAUUUUCCACGGCGCUUUAAAAACAAAGAAGAAAUGCUUGUUGUAUAUAACUGUUCUUUUUAUCGGUGCAAGCACUACUUUAAAAUCACGUACAAACUCCUUUUGCAGCACUGAAAGUAGUCUUAUAGAAAACGCGUUUCAUGACUCCAUGUUGUGUGAGUAUUGUUCCCUUCGUCAUGUCUGUCACUUUAGAACGAAAGCAGUGCCAUAAGUCCAUCACUGGAGCGACAUCUGACUUUUUAUGGAUCCACUUCGUCCACCAGAUGAACAUGAAAAAGUUUUAUAUUUUCAUUGUGUUACUUUAUUGAGUCAAACUUUGGAACCAAACUCAUGUUAUUUUUUUUAAAGCACACAUACUUUAUUUUGUUACUUUUGUCACUAAAGGUCGUAGCUGUGUGUGUGGACAAAAACUUAAAUGCAGUUUGUCUUUGAGCCUCGUGUUCCAAAAUGUGCUCUUGGAUCCCUGAAAUAAAGGAUUUUGUGCAAUCACA